Thrips palmi is the source of this 1443-nucleotide messenger RNA. It is a transcript of the gene UbcE2M, whose product is annotated as NEDD8-conjugating enzyme Ubc12. The record is from RefSeq and is a predicted model, not a curated record. NCBI's taxonomy places the organism in Eukaryota, Metazoa, Arthropoda, Insecta, Thysanoptera, Thripidae. Bases 174 to 722 code for a protein of 182 amino acids. The transcript has 4 exons.
ACUUUGGGCAGAAUGUAUCUCACUGGCCGUGACUGAGACGAAAGCAAAUUUUUCAGUGUCAAAAGCUUGCUUCGAAGUUUUGCGAGUUUUGCGUGCCAAAACUUGCAAGCCUCAGUUCAUGGUCUUGGGCAAAAGCAUAGAUUUAAAAUUCAGCUUCUACUACUUUGGGCACAAUGAUAAAACUUUUUUCACUGAAACAACAGAAGAAAGAUGGGGAAGCAACUCCGAAAGCAGGGAACCAGAAGAAAGCUUCUGCAGCUCAACUGAGGAUUACCAAAGAUAUCAACGAGUUGAACUUGCCUAAGACAUGUAGUACAGAAUUCCCGGACCCAGAUGAUUUAUUGAAUUUCAAACUCAUAAUAUCUCCAGACGAAGGCUUUUAUCGGGAUGGAAAAUUUGUUUUUACCUUUAAAGUUGGCCCAAACUACCCUCACGAACCCCCUAAGGUGAAAUGUGAGACCACUGUAUAUCAUCCGAACAUUGAUAUGGAAGGCAAUGUGUGUCUCAAUAUUCUCCGUGAGGAUUGGAAACCUGUUCUCACUGUGAAUUCAAUAGUUUAUGGACUUCAGUACUUGUUCCUGGAACCAAAUCCAGAGGAUCCUUUGAACAAGGAAGCUGCUGAACUUCUGCAAAGUAACCGUCGACAGUUUGAACAAAACGUCCAGAAAUCGCUUCGGGGGGGAUAUGUGGGUUCUUAUUAUUUUGAAAGAGUGCUUAAAUGAUACAACCCUUUUGCUGCAAUGGAAAGCUGAAACUAUGCAUUUCUGUUGCUGCAGAAAAUUGGCAUCCAGCCUGUUAACCUCUGGUUAUGUAAACUCUAACAGUUUGUGCAAGGAAUGCUGUACAUUUUGAAGUCUUUUUUUUCUUUUCGGUGGAAUUUUGGCACCGGUGAACCUGAUAGAUUAUUUUCAUGUGAUAAUUUCCCUUCUUCUUACAACUACAAAUGGAAAAAAGAGCAAAAUAUUAGAUUUAGAAAUAAAAUAUUGGUGUUUGUAUGCACAGGAUUGUUCUGUUCCAUAGAUGACUUGUGAAAAUGAGCUUCUUUAACUUGUAGACCUAGUGGCUAUGACUCACUGGAUUGAGGUGGUAAUAUUCGGUGGGAUUGUUCCAACAUGAAAUAAAUAAACAAUAAACAUGUUGAUGAGGAGAGCCUAGGGCUGUAUGUGUUGGAAGGCUGUGGUGAAAUGAAUGAGCUUCUGUAUGUCUUCAUAACUUCGGUUAGUCUAAAUUUUUAUUUAACAAAGUUUAGGAUUGCUUGGAAUGUUUUGUUCCUCCACACAAAUGUAUUGCUGUAAUUUUAUUAUGUGUGUUUAUCUUAUAAGGGCUCACAAGUUUUUUCAUGUAAACUUUUAUUUUCAUUUUUGUUAGAUAUUUAAGAAACACCACAUUAUAAUUAUGGACAGAGACUGCUGUAAAUAAAACAAAACUAUUGUUACUGAAACA